AUGUCCACCCGCUACGCCGCCGCCCACGCCCAACCCACCGGCGCCGGCGACGCCCGCCCCACAGCCCUGCAAAUCAUCCACGACGAGAACCUCGUCAACGCCCUCGCGGACAAAGUAGUCCUCAUCACGGGCGUCUCAGGCGGCAUCGGCAUUGAGACGAUGCGCGCCCUCCACGCAACGGGCGCCCACGUCUUCGGCACCGUGCGCGACCUGUCCAAAGGCCAGAAAGUCGUCUCGGACAUCCUAGCCUCGAACCCGAAUGGCGGCAAAAUCGACCUGAUUGAGAUGGAUUUGGGCAGUCUGGACAGCGUGCGCCGCGGCGCGCAGGACUUCCUCGACAAGAGCGGCGGGAAACUGAACCUCUUGAUCCUGAAUGCGGGAAUCAUGGCCGUGCCCGAGGGCAGGACGAAAGACGGCUUCGAGUUACAAUGGGGCACGAAUUACGUCGCGCAUUUCCUGCUGUUCCAACUGGUGAAGGGGGCGCUGCUGGAGAGCGCGAGUCCCGCGUUUCCCAGCCGCGUCGUCAGCGUUUCGAGCCUGGGGCAUCGGUAUAGCAGUAUCCGGUUCCACGAUUACAAUUUCGAGAGGGAGCCAUAUGACAAGUGGUUGGCAUAUGGGCAGAGCAAGACGGGGAAUAUUUGGCUGGCGAAUGCGAUUAAUCGCAAGUAUGCGGGUAGGAAUCUGUAUGCUGUUGGGCUGCAUCCGGGCGUCAUUAUGACGGGCUUGGCUUGGGCGCUGGAUGAGAAGGAGGUUGCGCAGAUUAUCACGCCGGAGGCUACGAGGAUGCUCAAGUCUCCUGAACAGGGCGCCGCGACGAGUGUGCUUGCGGCCGUGGGGAAGGAGUGGAGGACCGUAGGUGGGGUGUGGGCGAGUGAUUGCGCCGUGCAGGGGAGGAUGCAGGAAAAUGUGAGUUUCUUGGAGGACCAGGGGUAUGCGGAUUGGGCGUUUGAUCCGGAGGGGGAGGAGAGGUUGUGGAAGGAGAGUUUUGCCAUGGUUGGGCUGAAGGAGGAGUGA
Westerdykella ornata is the source of this 1014-nucleotide messenger RNA. RefSeq names its product NAD(P)-binding protein. The record is from RefSeq and is a predicted model, not a curated record. The transcript has a single exon. Bases 1 to 1014 code for a protein of 337 amino acids. Lineage: Eukaryota; Fungi; Ascomycota; Dothideomycetes; Pleosporales; Sporormiaceae.